Messenger RNA from Hyposmocoma kahamanoa, 393 nucleotides. Its product is annotated as spore coat protein SP96-like. The transcript is spliced from 2 exons. Bases 1 to 393 code for a protein of 130 amino acids. NCBI's taxonomy places the organism in Eukaryota, Metazoa, Arthropoda, Insecta, Lepidoptera, Cosmopterigidae. The record is from RefSeq and is a predicted model, not a curated record.
AUGUUCACUGACGCGCGUGUAGAUAAAAAAAAGUCGGCGUCGCUACUGAAGAGAAUACGUAAUAACCCCAAUAGACUCCUGAAGACAGUUGAUGACAUGAAUGAGUGCCCAAUUAUGCGACACUUAAUAAAUAAUACAGUCAGUGCUACAUUUACUGCUACUGCUACAGCUACUGCUACAACUGCUGCUACUGCUACUGCUGCAGCUACUGCUACUGUUACUGUUUCUGCUACAGCUGCUGCUACUGCUACAGCUGCUGCUACUGCUACUGCUACAGCUGCUGCUGCAGCUACAGCAACUACUACUGCUACCGCUACAGCUACUGCUACUGCUAUUGCUAUUGCUGCUGAUACUGCUACUGUUACUGUUACUAUUACUAUUAUUAUUAUUUAG